Molecule: messenger RNA, 3170 nt
Organism: Uranotaenia lowii
Lineage: Eukaryota; Metazoa; Arthropoda; Insecta; Diptera; Culicidae
Gene: Pkc98E
Product: protein kinase C
Exons: 8
Coding region: 17-1738 (573 amino acids)
Biological process (GO): protein phosphorylation
Molecular function (GO): diacylglycerol-dependent serine/threonine kinase activity; ATP binding
Source: RefSeq, a predicted model, not a curated record
CAACGGUCACAAAUUUAUGGCCACAUUCUUACGUCAGCCUACGUUUUGCUCGCACUGUCGAGAGUUUAUAUGGGGGCUAGGCAAACAAGGAUACCAAUGCCAAGUCUGCACGUGCGUCGUUCACAAAAGGUGCCAUAGUUCAGUCGUAACCAAAUGUCCAAAGAAGAAAGAUGAGUCCUCCUCCAAGCAGCAACAAGCCCAGCCGACGCCCCAGGAUGCGGCCCAGCGCUUCAAUGUAAAUAUACCACAUAGGUUUUCAGUGCACUCGUUCAAGCGGUUGACGUUCUGCGAUCACUGCGGCUCGCUGCUGUACGGCAUCAUCCGGCAGGGCCUGAAGUGCGAGGUCUGCAACAUGAACAUCCACCGGCGCUGCGAGGGCAACGUGGCCAACAACUGUGGCAUCAACACGAAGCAGCUGGCCGAGCUGCUGAACGAGAUUGGCAUCACCAUGGAUAAAACACCACCACGUAGAUCUAAGCAGUAUUUAAACCAAGCGCCUAGUGAUAACUCAUCGAUCUCGGAGCGGAGCGACGACAGCUCGCUGGACUCGAUGUCGACCAAAAGCAGCCAGGACAUCGACCCGUCGCUCCAGGGUUCGCAGCUAACGCUGAUCAGCCGGGCCUCGUCCAGCCAGCCGUCGAAAUCGAGCGGAACGGCCGGCACGACCAGCCACGAUGACGACAGCAACCGGGCGGCCGGCGGUGGCCACCUGAUCGGCAAAACGUGCCUGACUGACUUCAACUUCAUCAAAGUGCUCGGCAAGGGUUCUUUCGGCAAGGUCAUGCUGGCCGAACGGAAGGGCACCGACGAGGUGUACGCCAUCAAGGUGCUGAAGAAGGACGUGAUCCUGCAGGACGAUGACGUGGACUGCACGAUGACCGAGAAGCGAAUUCUGGCCCUGGCCGCCAAACAUCCAUUCCUGACCGCACUGCACUCGUGCUUCCAGACCCCAGACCGUCUGUUUUUCGUCAUGGAGUACGUCAACGGGGGCGAUCUGAUGUUCCAGAUUCAGAGGGCGCGAAAGUUUGACGAACCGCGGGCAGCGUUCUACGCAGCCGAGGUAACGCUGGCGCUGCAAUUCCUACACCGGAACGGUGUAAUCUACCGCGAUUUGAAGCUGGACAACAUUCUGCUCGAUGCCGAGGGUCACUGCAAGUUGGCCGACUUCGGCAUGUGCAAGGAGGGCAUCACCGGUGAUAAUUUGACCUCUACGUUCUGCGGCACGCCCGACUACAUUGCUCCGGAGAUUCUGCAGGAACUGGACUACGGUCCCUCAGUUGAUUGGUGGGCUUUGGGUGUGCUGAUGUACGAAAUGAUGGCCGGACAGCCACCGUUCGAGGCGGACAAUGAAGACGAUCUGUUCGAAGCGAUCCUCCGAGAUGACGUGCUCUAUCCGGUGUGGUUGUCCCGUGAAGCCGUUUCGAUUUUGAAGGGAUUCAUGACCAAGAAUGCAGCCAAGCGGUUGGGCUGUGCCGAUGGCGAAAACCAAAUCCGCACCCAUCCGUUCUUCAAGGAUAUGGAUUGGGAAGCGCUCGAGCAGCGUAAAGUGCGUCCACCAUUCCGACCACGAGUGCGAAGUGCCCGCGACGCGCUCAAUUUCGACACCGAGUUCACCAAGGAAGAUCCCGUACUGACCCCGGUGCCGAACGACAUCAUCCGCUGCAUCAACCAGGAGGAAUUCGCCGGCUUUUCGUUUGUGAAUCACGAGUUUGGACCGGAGCGAAAGCUCGUUUGUUAAAGCUUUGGUCUCGUUUUGGAAGAAGAAAAAAAAACGGAUAUGGAACACUGCCGGUCGCAAGAGGACCGCACUGUGUGUUGCACCUUCCCCUUCCUAGCGUAAUAUACUAGUCUAGUAAACGAGGUCCCUGCAAAUGGCGACGGUGCUCACUGGGCCCAACAAAGUGGUUCCGAUUUUGAAGACAAAAAAAGCCGAAUUUAACCGACAGUCGCACACAAUUAUUUUAUAUUUUAUAGUUAAGUAGCAAACAAAACAAAAAUGUUGAGUGAUUUCCAAAGCCACGUAACCGGAAGGAUGUGUCACCAAAUGUUUAUUUUCGCCUAUUAUCUAGUCCAAUUGAGUGGCCAAUUGUGUACCCAACACGUCUUCAAAACACUACUAGGACCCCAAUGUCACUUGGUUCGGAUUUGCAGGACAGACCGACAACAAAUAAGCUAGAACACAUGGAUAAUGGUAACAAAAAAAAAAUGCGCGUGCUUACCGCUUACAAAGUGAUAAAACCAAAGAAUUAAACAAACUAAAAGCAGAACUACACAAACAAAAUACAAGAAAAAAAAUGAAACAGAUGCUCUAGAGGCGAUGGAAUAAGAGCACUUUGGAUGUUAGGAUAAACGAUUUAGAAAUGAUCGGAUUCGAGUGAGUGCUCCUAUUUUAAACCCCGUUUUACCACAUUCUGUUGGAUUGUACUUUCGACUAAUAAGUAUUUGCUAAUUGGAACUUUGAAAUUUUGACAAAAGCGAAAAACCGAUACGAGCAUUCACUUGAUUGUCAUUUUACGUGUGUAGAGUGUGAUGGUUGGAUUGAUAUCGGCAAGAGCAAAAAUAUCCUUUUUAUGUUUUGUUGAAGAUCGUCCUUAUUAUAAGGUAGAAAUGUUCGCAAGCGAACGUUCGCAACCUAUCAUAGUCAUUACGUUUUGUAGGAAGAAACGUGGGAAUCUGGAAAAGUUGGCAAACUGCAAGAUACACAAAUUCUGUGCGUUAUAUUUUGCAUAGUUUUAGGCUAAAUCUCGUUUCCUUAACUUUUUUUUUGCUUUAACACGGUCUUAACCGAAAUGAUACGAACGCAUUUGAAAUGCACACACACUUUGUUGAAGAAUCUGGUUGUUAGGUAGCUUAUAUUUAGUUUAAGCUUUAUCGCCAUAAUCGUGCGAAGGGAAAAAAACCGAUGGCACGUUUGCAAUUGAUUAGCAAAAAAAAAACAUCACACAAUUUGUUUGAGAAACAAGUAAAACAACUGCUUUAUUUAAUACUUUAAAUAAUUGCUUGUGUGUCAAACUAUAUAAACUAAUGUGCAAUAUCUUUAUUAUUAUUUUAUCAAUACACAAAAACAUCAUCUGAUCAGAAAAAACAGUAUCGACGUAAUCUCAUUGUUUAUAGUUACUUAUUAUAUUAGAUUCAAAUGUUGCUUAUACAUUGUAUUCCUUUGAAUAAUU